Parasteatoda tepidariorum (common house spider) is the source of this 391-nucleotide messenger RNA. The record is from RefSeq and is a predicted model, not a curated record. Lineage: Eukaryota; Metazoa; Arthropoda; Arachnida; Araneae; Theridiidae.
AUGGCUGACAAGGCAUGGAAUGAUGUGCCUUCCUCUACGAUAAUGAAUGACUUCAAGAAGUCUGGAUUCAUUAAAGAUCACAAAAGUAGUCAAACAAUCAAUAUCGUUAAUUCUGCUGAUAACUACACCGAAAAUGCUUGGAACAGAUUGACCGGACUAAUGAAAUUUCAUGACUUUGUAAACGUAGAUGAUGCAGUAACAGUGUGUGGUCAGUGGGUUGACAAUGAUAUCAUCGCUCAAACGAAAGCUUCUUGUGAACUAUCAGAAAAAGAGAAUGAGGAAAUCAAAGAUUUACAGCCCAAUGUUACUAACAAACAGGCACUUUCUGGAGUGGACACUGUAAGGAGAUUUAUUGAGAGGCAGUCGAAUAUGUCAGAAGAGACAUUUAAAG